This is a messenger RNA of Paramecium sonneborni, 437 nucleotides long. The record is from the annotation of a GenBank genome assembly. Lineage: Eukaryota; Ciliophora; Oligohymenophorea; Peniculida; Parameciidae.
CACAUUACAAGAUAAGUAAUAAAUAUGAGCACAGAUGAUUUAGAGAUCAACUUAAUAUAGAUUCCAAUCAAAGAGAAUCGAAAAACUACUAUUUUGAAAUAAAAAAAGAUAAAAUUAAAGAAAAGUAGGAAAACCUCAGCUACUUAAGCAAUAUUAACUAGAUCAAAGAAAUAAGAUAAUUCAGAUGAUGAUGUAAUAUUAUUAGGUAGUUCCAAACCAAGUUUAAUUCCUUUAACUAAGAAGACUGUAAGUAAACGAUAUUUAAAAUCGAAACGUUCUUAAAAACAUCCAAAAAUGUAAUUUAAAAAAAAAGAAAAAGCUAAAAAAUCAAUAAUUCAAGAUUUAGUAAUAGGAUGGCAGAAAGAUCUAAGAAAAAUAAUGGAAAGCACAGUUGUUUUAUCUAAAAAGAUAAGUAAAUUGGAAUGAAUAUAUAUAAG